AUGACUGCCAGAGGUGGACCGACAAUAGACAGGAACCCACAUCGAAAUGACAGCGAGCUGUCCUUCGAGAACCUGGCGCUGGAUCAGGUCCGGGUAGAAACUCCGUGUACAACGCAGGCCUCUGCUUUCUAUAUCUAUGCAAAUUCGGGCGAGUCUGGAUCCCCAGAUAACGUUGGCCUAUAUUCCACCAAUAAAAUGCGAUCGCGAUCCUCAAGUGUCUUUCAACGAAAUCUGUCAAAAGAGAGACCACCUUAUAAAGGCAAAUCUUACACUUGGGAGGACUUUGGGACGACUCUUGAGGUGGGCAAUUAA
Messenger RNA from Protopolystoma xenopodis, 312 nucleotides. NCBI's taxonomy places the organism in Eukaryota, Metazoa, Platyhelminthes, Monogenea, Polystomatidea, Polystomatidae. The record is from the annotation of a GenBank genome assembly.